UGAAUGAAUUAUUCUCUUGCUAGCUUAUAUUAUUUCCAUUUGAUUUCUUUGAAAUGUUUAUUUUUGAAACUGUAAAUGUCGUUUCUUAGAUGGUUGUAUAAUCUCGAGUGUAGGUGGUGAUCACAAUUGAUGGAUUUAUUCUAAACUGCACCCAUCUUAAUUACCUGUCACAAUGCACAUAUAACCAGAUGUUUGAAAAUGAGCCAUUCGUGUUCUGGCAAACCUGUUAUAGCUGUUUUUAUGUCGAUUGCAUUGUAGUUUAACAGCACGAUUAUCUUUAGAACGAACUAUCUUAUAGAUCUUAUAGAACUUGCAUGGGGAAAAUGUAAUGUUUAUAUUGGAAAUGAGAAUAAAUGCAGUUAUAUAGGAUUGGACUGUAUGUCAUUAAAAUUCAGCCAUCAUCACAUCCCUGUUGCCAUGACGCCUGCGAGCUGCCUUAUCCCUCAUUUGCUUCAGUUCUGCACAAUGUUCUGUUAAUGCUCGUUUGCAUGCUCUUUUAAUAGAUGCUUCGAUGUAUAUGCAUUUUAUUGGGUUUAGUGUAUAUAAGAGCGAAUUGUUGGGGAUUUAAACGUCGUGUGACGUAAUGGGGACUAUUGUCAACUCAAGUGUGGGUGCAGACAUGUACAUUUAGUGUAUUUAAAUGAUUCUAGCUUGUACUUGCUCGUCAAUCUGCUAAUGAUAUAUGUCUGUUUCAGUGGUAUUGUGUUAAGAUUUAUCCCUAUCUCACUUGUGAGUGUAUUUGUGUUUUACUCUGCACAGAAAUCCUGGACUCCAGAAGGCUGAAAGCUGGUUUUGUAUAAUGAGGAUAAAGUCCAUAUAGUCUUCUAUUUUCAUCCAGAUAUAAUUCAAAUAUAGACGUUUUCUGAAUAUAGACUGAAUAAACUAUAUUAUUUAGAUUAUAAUGGCCUGAUUUUAGUCACAUUCAUUCUUUAGACACAUCUGCACAUCAAUUUUUUUUCUUCUUUUUUAUUUUAAUAAGCAAGCAAAAUGGAGCACUCCUGCAAAGACGGAAUUUGGACUAAAAAUGUCCAGCGACUAUGAAGAGCCUGGUCAGUCAGUAGGGAUGUUGGCUGCGGUGGAACAUGGUCCGGUCCUCUGCAGUGACUCCAACAUCCUCUGCCUCUCAUGGAAAGGGAGAGUUCCCAAGAGUGAGAAAGAGAAGCCGGUGUGCAGGAGGCGCUACUAUGAGGAGGGCUGGCUGGCCACGGGGAACGCACGGGGUGUUGUGGGUGUGACGUUUACCUCCAGUCACUGCAGGAGAGACAGAAAUACCCCACAAAGAAUUAACUUCAAUUUACGGGGUCAUAACAGUGAGGUUGUCCUUGUCAGGUGGAAUGAGCCAUUUCAGAAGCUUGCUACAUGUGACAUGGAGGGUGGGAUAUUUGUGUGGAUCCAGUAUGAAGGAAGAUGGUCUGUAGAACUGGUGAAUGAUAGAGGUGCUCAGGUGAGCGACUUCACCUGGUCACAUGAUGGUACACAGGCCUUAAUCGCCUACAGAGAUGGUUUCGUCCUGGUGGGCUCAGUGAGUGGUCAGAGACACUGGUCUUCUGAGAUCAAUCUGGAAAGCCAGAUCACCUGUGGAAUCUGGACCCCCGAUGACCAACAGGUGCUGUUUGGAACUGCAGACGGGCAAGUCAUAGUGAUGGAUUGCCAUGGCCGUAUGCUUGCCCAUGUUCUGCUGCAUGAAUCAGAUGGGAUCGUCAGCAUGUCCUGGAACUGCCCAAACUUUCUGGUGGAGGACAGCACUGAGAGCGAUACAGACUCUGAUGACACUGCCCCAGCUCAAGUGCAAAACCUCAAACCACUGCUCACAGUCAGCUUCAUAUCGGGAGAUAUUAGUUUAAUGAACAGCUAUGAUGACCUUUCACCUAACAUUAUACGCUCAGGGCUGAAAGAUGUGGAGGUACAGUGGUGUUCUCAGGGAGACCUUCUGGCAGUGGCAGGGAUGGAAAGUCACGGCCUGCCCGCUGACUCAGCCUGCAUCUCCAUAAUGAGGAAUGCCCUUGUCAAGUUUUACAAUGUCCAAGGGGAACAUAUAUACACUUUAGAAACUCCAGCCCAAAGGCCCAUCACUACUAUCUGCUGGGGUCACAGGGACUCCCGGCUGUUUUUAGCCUGCGGACCAGCACUAUAUAUUGUGCGUGUAGAGCACCGUGUGGCCAGUCUGCAGCUACUGUGCCAGCAGGGCAUUGCCAGUGCUCUUAAAGAGGAGAGAGAUGUGGGAAAACUGAAUAUGCCCUCCCUACUCUGUUCCUAUGUUACCACAGCAUUCAUUCCAACUCUCAAGCCACCCAUCCCUGAUCCAAACAACAUCCGGGACUUUGUGAGCUAUCCCACAGCAGGCAAUGAAAGGCUGCACUGCACUAUGAAACGCUCAGAGGAGAACCAAGAGGCAGGAGGGCCCUGUUACACACUCUACCUGGAACACCUAGGUGGCCUGGUGCCUAUUCUCAAGGGCCGUCGCAUCAGCAAACUGCGACCAGAGUUUGUCAUUAUGGACCCCAAAAUGGAUGGUAAAACAGAUGAGGUCUGUGUAAAUGGGAUGAUCUCCUAUUUGACUGACAGUUGUAACUGCUCCGACUCUAGUGAUAUUGAGUUAAGUGAUGAGUGGGUUGGACGAAAGUCACCAAAACUUUCCAGAGGAAACAGGUCUCCUAAGCUUCCUAGGUACUCUAAACAUUUAAGAGUUAAUAUGGAAUCAAGAAAGUCUCCAAAACUUGCCCAAACAUCUCAAGAAAUGUCUAGGUCUCCUAGAUUACCAAAGAAGCCACCAGUUCGGUCACCAAGUCUAACUCGAAGAGAAUUUCCUGUUGAUGGCUUUAGUGAGCAUAAUUAUUUGGCCCAGGUCACCUCUAACAUCUGGGGAACAAAGUUUAAGAUUGUGGGCCUUGCAUCCUUUUUGCCAGCUAACUUGGGAGCAGUUAUUUAUAAAACUAGUUUGCUGCACCUGCAACCCCGUCAGAUGACAAUCUAUUUACCUGAGGUGCGUAAAAUUUCCCUGGAUUUCAUGAGUCUCCCAGUCUUCAAUCCUAAUGUGUUCAGUGAGGAUGAAGAUGAUUUACCAGUGAUGGGACCCUCUGGAGUGUCAGCCGACAAUCCUCCUUGCACGGUUAAUAUUCCAAUCGCUCCAAUUCACAGUCCUGCUCAAGCCAUGUCUCCUACGCAGAGUAUAGGCCUUGUUCAGUCUCUCCUAGCAAAUCAGAACAUUCAACUUGAUGUCCUCACAAAUCCAACGGCCACUGCAGCGGCGGCUGCUGCAGCUGCAGCAGCAACAGCAGCAGCAGCUAAUGCAACAGCUUCAGAAAAUAGUCAGGACACUGUUACAGCACAGUACACAGUUCCAACAAGAUACUCCAACCCUGGACAGGUGAUAUUUAGUGGCCUUGAAAUUAGUAACAUUCUAAGUGGAACCCUUCCUCCUCCCCCACAUCAUCUUCCGCAACAAUCCCACCAACAACGACAACAGCAACAGCAACAACAAGACCAUCAACAAUCAAAGCAUCAGCAGCAAUUACAACCACAGCAGCAUCAUCUGAAAUUGCAACAUCAGUCACAGCAGCUGCAUCCACAGUCGCUGCAGCAGCAGCACAUGCAACAUCAAUUGCAAACACAGCAGCAUCAACAACAGCUGCAACAGCAGCAUCAACAGCUCCAGCAGCAGCAUCAACAGCUCCAGCAACAGCAUCAACAGCAGCUGCAACAACAUCAAAUUCAUCAGCAGCAACUGCAACAGCAGCAACAACACAUUCAGCAGCAAGUGCAGCAGCAUCAACAGCAAAUUCAUCAACAUCAUCAACAACAAUUCCAACAUCAGCAGCAUCAACUGCAGCUACAGCAUGAGCAAAUGCAGCAGCAGCAGCAACAGAUGCAGCAGCAGCAGCAACAAAUUAGACAACAAAUUCAAGAGAUGAGGCAGCAGCAACAACAGCUUCAACAGCAGCAUCAACAAAUACAGCUGCAGCAUCAACAGAUGCAAAGGCAGCAUCAGCAAAUGCAGCAGCAGCUCAAAAUGCAAAUUACCUUACAGCCUCCUCCUUCAGGAUAUACUACUCUAUCCUUGCAUCAGUUACAGCUGAUGCCUCAAAUUCCACAUCCAGGCCAGCCAUCGAUCAGAGGAGAACAAGUCCUCACUCUGAAGGUUCCCUCACGACCACAGUCUUUCAUUGAAAUGGACAAUCUUGAGGUUCAGAUGCGCAAGGUAAACCCUCCGCCACCUUAUCCAGGUACAGUGGUUUCUGCUGCAGCAGCCAUACCCACCACUGCCCCUCCCGUUCUUCUUGUUAGCAAUGAGAAUGGCAAUACGCUGUCAACGGACCAAUGCUUAACUAAGGAUGAAUUCUCUCUUCAUCCGGUGGGCCUUCAAUACCCAACUCCACUAGGCUAUGAAAGGAUCACAACUUUUGACAGCAGUGGGAAUGUGGAGGAGGUGUGUCGCCCAAGGAGACGCCUGUUAAGGAACCAAAAUGCCUAUGGGGUGCAAGGGAUGGGCAGCUCUGCUACACUGAAAGUAACCUCUUCUGAGAACAAGAAGGUCCAACUGCCAUAUAGCUCAGCAACUCUCAGUCGCCUCUCUGUGCCUCGAUAUUCCAUACCAAGUGGAGACCCACCACCUUAUCCCGAAACGUCCAGCCAGAUCAACACAAUCAGAAGUUCCACACAGAGGAUUGACAGCAGUCUGAUUCAUGCCACUUUGCGUCGUGAUCGAAGGGAACCCUCCCUAAAGGUUUCUCAAAUGGUGGACACAGUGAGAACUUUACCAACAAAAUCAAAAAUGAAUGGCUCCCUCACGUUGUCCUAUCAACCUAGGAUCCCCACAGCUUUGUAUACGUGCACUCAGUGUAGCAGUAAUAGCAGCAGCACAAGUGUCAGUGUCACUGGUGGUGGUACCAACAGCAGUGGAAUUGCUGGAGGAACUGUGGUGAGGCAAGAGUUUCCAGCAGGCAAAGAGGCCCAACACAGCACUAUAAUCGUGCACUCCAAAAGUGCGUCACCAUUGGCUUCCCAGUCCUCAUAUAACCUCCUGAGUCCCAUUGAAAACAGUAGAGACAGAACCGUUUAUGUAAAUUCUGCCUUCACUGAAGAUGAGACAGUAAGUCAACAGUGCCAUCUUGAAAAAUCAGUGCGACAUUUGACGCUAGGAGAUGUUAAUUUGACUGUCAAACGGCCUCCACCUUACCAAUGGGACUCUCCUGCAACAGAUCAACUAUGGAUACCUCAAGAGCAAAACAUACUGCCUGCACCUCCUUCACAUAAGCCACCACCAUUCAUUCUUAGCCCACCACAGCACUUGGACAUGACCCGACUGCCUUACGUCCUUUCAACGAAGCCUUCCCCCAGUCCAAGUUCUAUGACCCUACCUUCAGCUUAUCAGUUGUCUCUUUCACACUUUCCAUCAGUGGUUGGACAUGGUGGACCUCAGUUGCAGCCUUUGCAGAGUCCUGCGCAGCCAUGUGGUCCCAAUGACAUGGUAACAUCUAGUCCUUUCAGCCAGCCCGACCCAACAUUAGUCCUUCCCCCUGGUUAUUCCGCUAAUCUGACCAAUCUAGGAUGCUGUACUCUGCCUCCCAUGUACCCAGGGGCUAGCUCCUGCAGCAACAUUCAGCUCCAUCCAAUGAGUUUGCAUCCUUGGACCACUUACAGCAACUGCCCUCCCUUGCCAGACCAUUCAGCCACACUCCCCGGUAAGACCCAUAAGGCCUUGGAAAAGCCCAUUCUUUCUCCUCCUCCACCACUUGCACCUCCCCCACCACCUCCUCCCCCACAUCCUCUCCCUCCUCCUCCUCCUCCACCUGUUGAACUCUUGAACCAUCAAAUCACCUCAGAGGUGACUGCUGAAUCUGGAGAGAACUUUCAGGAGCAGUCCUCACUAAAUGAGAGUCCAAUUCCACAGGGAGCUGAGAGGUUCAACAAAAAGGGUCGUAAGAGGCUUGACAGUAGGGCAGAAGAGGCAAACAUGUCCAGUGUCUCUGAAGGAAAAUCAAAGAAGGAGAGUCGUACACUCUCAGACUUCAAUUCCCUGAUCUCUAGCCCAAGACUCGGCAGCAGGGAGAAGAAGAAACCUAAAGGGCAGAAAGAGCCAUUGAACAAGGCCAAGAAACUGAGCAGGACCUCCAAUGAGUUUCAGGACAGCUCAGAGAGUGAGCCUGAACUCUUCAUUAGUAGUGACGAGUUGAUGAACCAAAGCCAGAGCAGCAAGAAAGGACGGAAGAGCAAGCGCAAUCUACGUACUGCAAGCGAACUUGAGGAGAUCAAGUGCCGCAAAGCUAAUGAGAGAGAGGAUCGUAGUCUUGGCAGCCAAGGUUUCGUCUAUGUCAUGGCCAACAAGCAGCCAUUGUGGAAUGAAGCUACCCAGGUUUAUCAGCUUGACUUUGGAGGACGGGUGACACAAGAGUCAGCCAAAAACUUUCAGAUUGAGCUUGAUGGACGACAAGUAAUGCAGUUUGGCAGAAUUGAUGGCAAUGCAUACAUCCUGGAUUUUCAGUAUCCAUUCUCAGCGGUACAGGCAUUUGCUGUGGCCUUGGCCAAUGUAACUCAGAGACUUAAAUAGAAAACCUCUCUAGCAAUUUUGGCCUUGAGAACAAUUGAGAAACAUUUUAUUGAAAAAUUAUGUUCUGUCUCUCUGCUGCCAUAACAUGCUGCUGUCUGUGUAAAACCAGUUAGUAGCUGAGGGAUCUGGUCUCUCUCAGGCAGAGUGUACACAAGACGUACACAGGUGAUCCAACAAUAGAUUUUUGGCUUUGCUGUACCUUUUUCUUAAUAGAGGUUCAAGCUGAUUUACCUUAAUGAUGGUACACAUUUGAAAAGAAAGUUUAAUUGCUUGUGUUUUGAUGGAAUAUAUUUUUAUUUUAAGAUUCAACCUUGAUUAAUUUUCCUGUAUUUCAAUAUGUACUGUAUAAUGGUGUGAUGAAAUGUAAAGCUAAUUACUAAAGUCUGACAUAGAUGUUAGACUAUGGACCAUCCAAUUUCCUUUUUUGCUUUCUCGCUUCUUUUUUUAUUUGUUCUUUCCAGAGGUUUUUUUUUUAAACCUUAAACAAAUUUAGGUUUCCUACAAUAAUUUUUAAGUGACUGAUUUUUGACUGUUGUUUGUUGUCAGCAAUUUUUAAAAAAUGUGGCAUUGGCCAAAUGCUUAAAUUUGAAUGUUCCAAACAUCUUCCAAGAAGUGAAAUCAGAGAAAAUAUAUUUCAGUUAUAAUGAUGUUUUCCCCUUUUUUUUCUUUUUGAAAAUAUCCUACAUUUAAAUGUCUUAAACAAUUAUAUUGCUUUAUUUGCACAAUUAAAUAUAAUUAAUGUAUUACUUUUUAAUGUUAAAUAUAACACAUCAGAGCUGGAGCCUUUUUUAUUUAAUGUCAAAUAUAUUAUAUAAUAGUUUCUUUAUCAUGUAAUAACAUGACAGAAAAGUGCUGUAGUUUAAUGUACCUAAACAAAUUUACAUUACAGUGUUCAGUGUACUUGAAAAUGACAACUUUAGAAGGAACUAUAUAGUAUGCAUUUAUUUAGCCAAAAAUGUCUUAUCUCACAAUAUAAAUUGCAUUUAACAGACUAUAUAUUAUGCAAUGAGUGGAAUAAAAUGGAAUAAAAAGUCAGUAUGUUGGACAGGAGUUUUCCCCAUUCCUGAGGAAUCUUGAAUAAUCUGAUUUGUUAUUUGUUUCAUCACAGUUUAAGGGACAUCCUUUUAUUAAAUUCAGUCUAUUUGUUUUACUGUUUAUUAAUUGUGUAUUAAUAUUUUACAUUUCUUACAGCAAAACAGCUAAAACAAGGUAUUGAUUUUAUUGUCAUUUUUUGAUGUAAGCCAGACAGUGAUUCAGAGUGGGUUAGCUGUUGAUAUCGUCAAUUUUAAGCACUUAUUCUAAUGAUAAAUGUUGUAUUCUUUGAUGAUUUGCAGUUGCUGUUAUUUCUAACCAAUUUGUACUGGGCUAUUCAAGUUUAAAUCAUGUGGAUUGUGAGGCUUCAACUGUGCUUUAUUGCUUAAUAAUGUAAAUUAAAAAAAUGUAAUUCAAGGAUCUAUUGGAAGCAUUAGAAUGUGUGCACAGUAGACUUAAA
Xyrauchen texanus (razorback sucker) is the source of this 8039-nucleotide messenger RNA. RefSeq names its product TUB like protein 4b (gene tulp4b). The coding region runs from base 1025 to 6547 and encodes 1840 amino acids. Gene Ontology annotation, molecular function: protein binding. The record is from RefSeq and is a predicted model, not a curated record. The transcript is spliced from 15 exons. Lineage: Eukaryota; Metazoa; Chordata; Actinopteri; Cypriniformes; Catostomidae.